GUUUGAGUCAGUGAGUUGUGCAAAGUUUGUCUCGGGUGUCUUUUAGAAUGAUACUUUUAUCGUAAUAAACAUCAGCGAUAUACGGUAGCCUACCAAAAUUCUACAUUUAUGAGAAACUCUCUCGAUAAUAAAUGUGCUCCCAACAAUCUAUUCUGCGGCGUCACAAAGCAAGAAGGAUGCUUAUGGUUUGUGUGUAUUGAUAAAAUAUAAACUGCGCCCAUGUGAGGAAUAAUGAUAUCUGCCAAGGCUUCACGACUUCUGCUAAACAUGUGACCAUAGCGUGCCAGUUCGUGGUUUUCCGUACUGCACUUUUCAGAUCUAACACUGGGAAUAGUAAAAAUAACACCACCAUUCCAUACUCCGAGAAUUAGACUAUCGAACAUGGACAUUAAGGACCAAGGCGCUCAAAUGGAGGCGCUACUGCCAACGAGAAAUGAUGAAGAGGCUGUGGUGGACAGAGGUGGAUACCGGUCCAUGGUGAAAACCAAUUUUGAGAAGGAGGAACUCGAAGGUCACAGGACACUCUACAUUGGGGUACAUGUCCCCAUUGGGAAGAAGAGCCACCGGAGACAUCGGCAUCACGGACACCGACACAGGAAGAGAAGCAGGGAGCUGGACUCUGGAGUGGACAAUGGAAGAGAGUCUCCCACAUACUACACGCCAUCCCAGAGAGUGCAGUUCCUGCUGGGCACAGAGGAUGACGACGAGGAGCACAUCCCCCAUGACCUCUUCACUGAGCUGGACGAGAUCUGCCUGAAAGACGGAGAGGACGCCGAGUGGAGGGAAACCGCCAGGUGGCUGAAGUUUGAAGAGGACGUGGAGGAUGGAGGAGAGCGCUGGAGUAAGCCCUACGUGGCCACGCUGUCCCUGCACAGCCUGUUCGAGUUGCGCAGCUGCAUCCUCACUGGCAUCGUGUUGCUAGACAUGAGGGCCAGCUCCGUGGAGGAGGUAGCAGACAUGGUGUUGGACCAGCAGGAGACCGUGGGUCCUCUGGGGGACGAGGUGAGGAGGAAGGUGAGAGAGUCCCUCCUCAAGCAGCACCACCACCAGAACCAGAAGAAGCUGGCCAACCGCAUCCCCAUUGUACGGUCCUUCGCUGACAAGAAGCAGUCCGAGCCCCAGUCCAUGGACAAGAACGGUCAGAUGAUUCCUCCCCAGACCUCUCUACCCAUCCCCAAUGACGGCAAAGCUGAUGUCAGCAGAGAGAACAGUGCUGUGGACUUCAGUAAGAUAGACCUCCAUUUCAUGAAGAAGAUUCCCCCGGGAGCGGAAGCGUCCAAUGUGUUGGUGGGUGAGGCGGAGUUCCUAGACAAGCCUGUGGUGGCGUUUGUACGUCUCUCACCUGCAGUCAUGCUCAACGGGCUGGCUGAGGUCCCCAUCGUUACCAGGUUCUUGUUCAUCCUACUAGGGCCUCUUGGGAAAGGGCCACAGUACCAUGAGAUUGGCCGAUCCAUCGCAACACUAAUGACAGACGAGGUUUUCCAUGAUGUUGCCUACAAAGCGAAGGACCGCAAUGAUCUGAUUGCUGGAAUCGAUGAGUUCCUGGACCAGGUUACUGUCCUGCCACCAGGGGAGUGGGAUCCUUCUAUACGAAUAGAGCCACCAAAAAAUGUGCCGUCUCAGGAGAAGAGGAGGAUUGCAGCACAGACCGGCACAGACCUAGGUGAUGAAGAGGAGCACGAGGGACAUGGUGGUCCGGAGCUGCAGCGGACAGGACGAUUAUUUGGUGGUCUCUUGAUGGACAUCAAACGCAAGGCGCCCCACUACCUGUCCGACUACACAGACGGUCUCAGCCUGCAGUGCUUGGCCUCCUUCCUCUUCCUGUACUGUGCUUGCAUGUCACCUGUCAUCACAUUCGGCGGUUUACUGGGAGAGGCAACAGAAGGACGCAUAAGUGCAAUUGAAUCACUGUUUGGCGCCUCAAUGACAGGAAUAGCCUAUUCCCUCUUUGCUGGCCAGCCACUCACCAUAUUGGGCAGCACAGGGCCUGUGCUGGUGUUUGAGAAGAUAUUGUACAAAUUCUGCAAGGAGUAUGGAUUAUCCUACCUCUCACUGAGAACCUGUAUAGGGCUGUGGACAGCAUUCCUCUGUCUGCUCCUGGUGGCCACAGAUGCCAGCUCCCUGGUCUGUUACAUCACACGAUUCACAGAGGAGGCCUUCGCCUCGCUCAUCUGCAUCAUCUUCAUCUACGAGGCCUUGGAGAAGCUCAUCCACCUGGGGGAACACUACCCCAUCAACAUGAACAACAACCUGGACAAACUCACACGAUACUCGUGUUCAUGUGUUGAACCUCCGGAUCCCAGUAAUGCCACCCUACGGUACUGGGAGCAGAACAACAUUACUGCUUCGGAGAUCUAUUGGGAGGCACUUGAGGUCAAGGACUGCAUAAAGAGGCGAGGGGAGUUUGUGGGCACCGCCUGUGGCCCUCAUGGACCCUACAUUCCAGAUGUUCUCUUCUGGUCUGUCGUUCUCUUCUUCUCCACUGUCUUCAUGUCGGCUUUCCUCAAAGAGUUCAAGUUCAGCCGUUACUUCCCCACCAAGUUGAGAGCCGUCAUCAGUGACUUUGCUGUGUUCAUCACCAUCUUUACCAUGGUCCUGGUGGACUAUGUCUUAGGGGUCCCGUCUCCAAAACUAAAAGUCCCCAGUGUGUUUAAGCCGACCAGAGAUGACCGUGGUUGGUUGAUCAGCCCGUUAGGCGGAAACCCUUGGUGGACCACCUUAGUGACAGUGAUCCCUGCUCUGCUCUGCACCAUCCUCAUCUUCAUGGACCAGCAGAUCACCGCGGUCAUCAUCAACAGGAAGGAGCACAAACUAAAGAAAGGCUGUGGGUAUCAUCUGGAUCUGUUUGUGGUGGGCAUCAUGCUGGGGGUGUGCUCCAUCAUGGGGCUGCCCUGGUUCGUGGCUGCCACCGUGCUCUCCAUCUCCCACGUCAACAGUCUGAAGCUAGAGUCGGAGUGCUCGGCCCCCGGGGAACAGCCCAAAUUCCUGGGCAUCCGGGAGCAGCGCUUCACCGGCCUCAUGAUCUUCCUGCUCAUGGGCUGCUCCGUCUUCAUGACCUCUGUGCUCAAGUAUAUUCCCAUGCCUGUCUUGUAUGGAGUAUUCCUGUACAUGGGAGCAUCUUCGCUCAGAGGGAUACAGUUCUUUGACCGUCUGAAGCUGUUUGGCAUGCCAGCCAAGCACCAGCCUGACUUCAUCUACCUGAGAUAUGUUCCCCUGAGGAAGGUCCACCUCUUCACCAUCAUCCAGCUCAGCUGCUUGGUCAUGCUCUGGGUCAUCAAGACCUCCAAUUAUGCCAUCGUCUUCCCCAUGAUGGUGUUGGCUCUGGUGUUUAUUAGGAAGCUGAUGGAUUGCUUCUUCACCAAGAGAGAGAUGAGCUGGCUGGAUGAUCUCAUGCCAGAGAGUAAGAAGAAAUUGAAGGAUGCUGAAGAAGAGGAGGAGGAGCAAAGCAUGUUGGGAGAGGAAGAGGGAGUAGUGCAAUUACCAUUAGAAGGAUAUCAAAAGAGUGAAUCCGUACUCAACAUCACAGAUGAAAUGUCCAAAGGCUCUUUUGGAAACACGUGGAAUGUCAACUCCGACAACUCAAAAUGGUAUUGCAUUGCCUCAAGCACGUUUCCCCAAAAUCAGCACAUUGAAGUUUUCCAUUUAAAACGUAUCUUUGUUUCUCUUCUGUCAGUUUGCAUAAAAAUGUGUCUUAAUUGAAGAUAUGUGCCUGCAACUCAAACGUUCUUGCACAUUUCCCCACGUCUUCAAUCCUUGUGAAAAGUUUGUUGAGAAUAUACUGAAUAGAUACCGUGUCAUAACCAUUAUAUUGGAAACUGAUGACAAUGUACCAUUGAAUUUAUAAAAUGCCUCAUAUUGACCAAGUUCCAUGCUCAUAGAGAAUUUUCAGGAUAUUGAUAUGUCAUGGCUAUUGUAUAUGAACGAAAUUGCAGAUUGUCAUCCACUUUAGAACUGAUGAAUUUUCUUGACUGUAUUUUCCCAUUCCAUCUCUGUCAUAAACUCUCUUAUGUCCUCUAAGAUGCUGAACCCCUCAAAGGUAAGAGUCUGAUCCCCGUGCCCGUUUGAGCAUCCUUACUCCAUUUGGUGACCAUCACUUUUUGGAAUAAAAAUAAUUAUGUUUAUCUUUGCAUGAUAUGAGGCAGGAUUAUACAAUGUCUUAUUCCUCAAUUUACCAUCAGGUUGAAAUUAUAUGCUGCUUAUUUUGCAUCUUUCAAAUUGUCAUGUUAUGCAUUUUCGAGUUCAUGAACACUGGGAGAGCACAGCUCUUUGAAACUCUUUGACGACUGCCAAUGUUAGGCAAAGGUCAAUAUUAUGGAUGCUAAAUCCGUUACCUGUUCACUGCUUGGAAUAUAAACCCAGCGUAUUACAGGCAGUGACAAAUGAAUGUGCUCGGUCUAAAGUGACAUGACUGAGAAAGCAAGGAUGUAAAGUAGGAAAGUGCAUCUCUGACAACAUGAUGCUGCUGUGACAAUCAGGCUCUGCUAGCAUGACAGUCAUCCCUCUACCCAAUCUACUAUGCCUCAGCCAAUGGCCGUGACGGGCAGUUCGGCAAGGAGCACGACAGCGUACUAGCUGCAGGCUCCCAUUACGCAACAGCUGGAGAGUGUAAUUAUAUUAGUACAUCUCUCUUGUGAAAACUGCUCUUUCAUGAACAUUGUCUGAGAUUCUGAUCCCAUUAUACUUCUCAGCUGCCUGAACAUACAGUGCAACUCUGUAUGGGAUGGGAUUACCAUGCGAUUUAUUAAAGCACAUCAAUAUGGUGUUAAUGUUCACGUUAAAGCCCCUCCCCACUAAAACAUCAGUUGAUGAUACAUUUGGGGACACAGAUUAAGCCUAAUCCUGGACAAAAAAAUGAUUCAUAAUGGAGAAUCUCCAUUGUUGGAGCCGGACAGCUGAUAGUUAUAAGCUACGUUCUGAAAUUGUAUACUUGAAGGCACUAACAGCCAGUGUUGAUACCCACAGCUUAUCCAAGAACAGGAAACAAAAGAAGAGGAGAAAUAUGCAGAAGGGCUGCUUCGCAAGGGAGACAAGCCUAUGACGUUUCCCCCUUCACUGUGUUGAAAACAAAUCAAAAUUGUGUGCCACAGUUUACCAUUCCUUUACAUUUGUCUUGUAAAUCUUUGUGUGUAUCAAAAGCGUUAGUGUUUAUAGUUUCUGUGUCGGAAGCUGCUUCUUUGUUUUUAUUUGUUUUUGUGUUUUUAAAUGUCAAGUAAUACCCGCGUGAUAUAGGAGAGGUAAGUUUGACUGUAUGUGAAAGCAACAGAAUGUUAGGAUGUAUCGAGGAUGUAUCUGUCACAUUGAGAAACUAUUUUCAGCUUGAGUUUGUUUUUUUAAUUUAUUGAAUGUAUUUUGUAUGUUUUUGUAUUUUUUUCAAUAUCAUAAUAUGACAGUUGUUUUGAAAUUGCUAAAUUAUCCAACCAGAUAAACAAUCGAUUAAAAAAGUGUGUACAAUACUGCAGUUAAAGACUAUGUACUGUGCAUCAGUAUAUACAAUUGAUGAGUUCAUAUAUCUACAAAAUAGGGCAAAGUGAAAAUGUACUGUAUGCAAUGCAACUUUAAUUAAUCCACUUUUAUGAAAUAUACAGCAUCUGAUGAACCUUUUACUGCAGUGGGCUCAAUCAGGGUCACUUGGAGUGUUUCUUGGUCGUCUUAAACAAAUCUACUUUGACACAAAAGUAUACACCUCACACAGAUGGUUAUGGGUUUAAACAUUUUUUAUUACCUUUUAAGUUUGCAUCCCGGCGUUUAAAAAAAAACAACAUUUCACCCAUGCGGCCACUAGGUCGUUUGACUGCAGGAAUUGGCUACUUUCAUUGGCAAAUAAAAAUCUACAGUAUCUGUGUUUAAAAUAUUCAAUGCAUUAUGAGUUUAGCUAUUUGCAAUAGUCUUUAAGCUUAGAAUAUUUUCCAAUUGUGUUACUACCAGUAAAGAGAUUAGCUGAAAAUAGCAUUUUUAUAUUAUUUAUUGUUGGCAAUUUAUUCUUGGUCAAAGCGCAACCAUUGCAUUGAGCAUUUGAUUAGUAAAACGCCUGACUUACGUUGUAGAAUACUGUUAUGCAUAUCAAUAGAUAGUAUUGAAACAAUGUUCAAGAAGAAAAGAAAAUCCUGGCAUUUAUUUUAAAUCAUAAUAUUUGUUGCCAAAGUUGAAAUAGUUGCAGUUAUUGCAGUAUAUCAAUAUUUUCAAGCUGCAAAGUUUAUGCUUGUGUGUUCUCUUUUAUUUGAGUUUUUUGUCAUGGGGGCAUUGUGUGUGCCCAGGAAUGAUUGUCCACUUAGUAACUAAAUAUGAAGCUUAACUGAUACUUGAAGGCGUCUGCUAAAGGGCAACACACAUGGGCUAUAGAAACAAAUGCAAUAGCACUUUUUCUAGAAGGGGAGCAUUUAUAGGAGCUAUAUUUAUUGUUAUAAAGAUUAUUAGACUAUAUUUCCUUUGUACAAUACCAACAACGAAUUUGUUCACAUCUAAUUUUCUAAGCCUAUUUAUCUAUAAUACCUUUUGCUUAAUUUUAAAUGAUCAAUAUCUGCAAAAUAUUUUGAAAUCUCUUGUUGAACAUUUCUACUCUGCUACUACUACUCGUGUUACUAAUUGUACUUAGCUCUGAAUAAAUGUGUUUGAAAAGUCA
Oncorhynchus tshawytscha (Chinook salmon) is the source of this 6619-nucleotide messenger RNA. RefSeq names its product sodium-driven chloride bicarbonate exchanger. Gene Ontology annotation, cellular component: basolateral plasma membrane; plasma membrane. Gene Ontology annotation, molecular function: sodium:bicarbonate symporter activity; solute:inorganic anion antiporter activity; monoatomic anion transmembrane transporter activity. The record is from RefSeq and is a predicted model, not a curated record. The transcript has 24 exons. The coding region runs from base 382 to 3699 and encodes 1105 amino acids. NCBI's taxonomy places the organism in Eukaryota, Metazoa, Chordata, Actinopteri, Salmoniformes, Salmonidae. Gene Ontology annotation, biological process: bicarbonate transport; transmembrane transport; regulation of intracellular pH.